Messenger RNA from Lotus japonicus, 1097 nucleotides. Its product is annotated as BAG family molecular chaperone regulator 2-like. The record is from RefSeq and is a predicted model, not a curated record. The transcript is spliced from 4 exons. Lineage: Eukaryota; Viridiplantae; Streptophyta; Magnoliopsida; Fabales; Fabaceae. Bases 146 to 931 code for a protein of 261 amino acids. Gene Ontology annotation, molecular function: adenyl-nucleotide exchange factor activity; protein-folding chaperone binding. Gene Ontology annotation, cellular component: cytoplasm. Gene Ontology annotation, biological process: protein stabilization.
AAACACUACAACCUGAGCUGAAACAUUACAAUAUUUUCCUUUGUGUCGGCAGAAAAUGGCUAUGCCUUAGAUAUUUUCCCGAGAAAACACAGCCUCCACUGAAUGUGGUGAUUGUGUCUUCUUUCCCGGGAAAAUUCAGUUCAAAAUGAUUAAGAAGAAACUGAACUUGUAUGGCAGAAUGAGAGCAAGAGAUGCAACACCAACGACGUCUUCGUCGUCAACCACCGCGAGAGGAGAAGAAGACUUUGAGUGGGAAAUGAGACCCGGAGGAAUGCUGGUGCAGAAAAGGAGCGCGAAACCGGACGCUCCGGUGCCCAAUUUGCGCCUUCGAAUUGCUUAUGGUGCUCUCCGCUAUGAGAUCUAUGUCACUUCCAUGGCCACUUUCGGGGAGGUGAAGAAGGUAUUGAGCGGGGAAACAGGGUUGAAGGUGGAUGAGCAGAAACUGAUGUACGGAGGAAAAGAGCGAGAGAAUGGAGAGUUCUUGGAUAUGUGCGGAGUGAAAGAUCGAUCCAAGUUGGUGUUGAUACAAGAUCCUUCGAGUAUUGAGCGACGGCUUAUUGAGAUGCGUCACGAUGCCAAGAUCCAGAGUGCGAAUCGCUCCAUCCUCCAUGUCUCCCUCCAGCUUGAUCAGCUUGUAGACCAGGUCUCUGCAAUUGAAAAGUCUAUUUCCAAUGGAAUCAAAGUACCAGAAGUUCAGAUCACCACACUAAUUGAAAUGCUUAUGAGACAAGCUAUCAAAUUAGAGAGCAUUUCUGCAGAGGGGGAUGCCUCUGAGCAGAAAACUUUGCAGGGAAAGAGGGUGCAGAAAUGUGUUGAAACUCUGGAUCUACUCAAGGUUUCUAAUGCAAGAACAAAGCCUGCGGUUGUUACAACCAAGUUGGAGACCUUUUAUCACCCUCCAUCCUCAACCAAGUGGGAAUUAUUCGAUUGAGUUUGCCUAAUUUUCCCUCAUUCUAUCAUUUUUCCUCCCUCUCUAUUCCAAGAUCUUUCACGUCUUGGUUUGAUGUAUAUUAGAUAAGCACAUUUUUUGUGUGCAGAAUUCUUCUACGUUUUCAGAAUUGCAAAUAAAAUAGAUAUCAGAAAUGUUAAUUUCAUAA